AAGAUCAUCCUUCGCAGCCGUGAUGGCAGAGGCCAUUGGUGACGUACGAGAGAGUAGACUCGGGAGGAAGCACCUGGACGGCUGGACGCCUCCGAGGAGGUCUCCGAGUCCGAGAGCUUCCCCAACUCAACUCGGACCCGCCACAUCGGACGAAUCCAUUCCAAGCUUCUCAAUCCCGGAAUCCCCUACGCCCGAACGAACCCGGGCGCCCCUCGGACAAAUCACAAAUCGCGCCAUUGCCAAGGAGGCUCCCCCCUUCGAUCUCCCCACCAAAUCAUCCCGCCAUGUCCUCCUCCUGCGUCUCCCACCAUCACCAGGCCGUCCGCCCCCGCCACGGCGGCCGCCUCCCGCUCCCGUCCCCGCGCUCGGCGGCCGCGUCCUCGUUCGCGCCGCCGGCGCCCCGCCGGCGCCGGGCGGCGCGCGCCGCCGCGAUGAGCGCCGAGGCUGCCCCGGGCGUGGCGCCGGCGGAGGAGGCGGGGCAGCGGCGGGCGGCGGUGCUCGCCGAGAUGGUGGAGGAGGCCGCCGUCUGGUGCGCCGUGCACGGGCACGUCGUCGGGGACCGCGCCGACCCGAUUCUGAUCUUACCCAUGGAAACGAGCACGCAGCGUGUCAACAUUAGCUGCAGAUUUUUGUCGUUCCGAAUUAGCUGCACAACUCCUUGUUUUUGUCAAUUGCAGAGAUCAGGAACAGUACCUGGUGUCGGCCUGGUUCAUGCCCCAUUCUCGCUGCUUCCAGCGCGUUUCCCGGCAUCCUUUUGGAAGCAAGCCUGCGAGCUGGCUCCCAUCUUCAAUGAGCUCGUCGAUCGUGUGAGCUUGGAUGGGGAGUUCUUGCAAGCUGCGUUGUCUAGAACAAAGCAGGUUGACGAAUUCACGGCAAGACUGCUAGAAAUUCAUGAGAAGAUGAAGGCAAUAAAUAAGAAAGAGGAUAUACGCUUAGGAUUGCACCGAUCUGAUUAUAUGCUGGAUUCUGAAACCAAUUCGCUGCUUCAAAUAGAGCUCAACACAAUUUCAUCGUCCUUUCCUGGCCUUGGCUCCCUCGUCAGUGAACUUCACAGGACCUUACUCAAUCACUAUGGAAAAGUUUUAGGCCUAGAUUCUAAAAGGAUACCACGGAAUUGGGCCGCUACUCAAUUUGCUGAAGCGUUGGGCAAAGCAUGGGCUGAGUAUAACAAUGACAGCGCUGUUGUUUUGAUGGUUGUUCAACCUGAAGAAAGAAAUAUGUAUGACCAAUACUGGCUUGUCAGUCAUUUGAAGGAAUCAUAUGGUGUGACAACUAUAAGGAAAACAUUGGCUCAGGUUGAAGCUGAAGGCCAGGUGCUUACGGAUGGAACACUUGUGAUAGAUGGUCGUGCCGUUGCUGUUGUGUAUUUCAGAGCUGGGUAUGCACCAGCUGAUUACCCUUCGGAAGCGGAGUGGAGAGCGAGACUUUUGAUGGAACAGUCAUCCGCUAUAAAGUGUCCUUCAAUAUCGUACCAUUUAGUAGGAACAAAAAAGAUCCAGCAGGAAUUAGCAAAACCUAAUGUCCUUGAAAGGUUCCUUGACAACAAGGAGGACAUUGCCAAACUACGUAAAAGUUUCGCAGGUUUGUGGAGCUUGGAUAAUGAAGAGAUUGUGAAAUCAGCAAUAGAGAAACCUGACCUUUUUGUCUUGAAGCCUCAGCGAGAAGGCGGAGGGAACAACAUAUAUGGUCAUGAUUUGCGAGACAUGCUGAUCAAGCUCCAGAAGGAACAGGGGGAGUCACUUGCGGCAUACAUACUGAUGCAGAGGAUUUUUCCAAAAGCUUCUCUUACUCCCCUAGUUAGGGGCGGUGAUUGCUUUGAGGACCUUACAAUCUCUGAGCUAGGGAUAUACGGAGCCUACCUGCGGAACAAAGAUAAGGUGAUCUUAAAUAAUCAGUCCGGUUACUUAAUGCGCACCAAAGUUUCUUCAUCAAAUGAAGGUGGUGUUGCUGCAGGAUUUGCUGUUUUAGACAGUAUUCUCCUCACUGAUGAGUGAGACAGGAAAAAGGCAGAGUUACAAGUGACAACUGACCUGAACUAGUGACAGUACACACAGUCAAAAGAUCUCACUGUCAUUGGGCACAAGUUGAUCUUGGCUGCAAUUGGAGAAAAACUGUGCAUAGCUUACAUAAUAACAGACAACAGAUGCUACACCUUGGGUGGAGAAGAUGGUAUUGGUAUUUGCUCGAAGAAACCCUAGAUGAGAAAAUGGAACGGGAUUGAUCAAGAAGCUUAUGUUGUCAUAGUGUGAUGAAUUUGUAAAGCACCAUAGAGCCGAUGAUGCAUCCGAGCCUGAUGUUUCAUUUGAAUGGUGCCAUUCUGUGUUUUGGCGACCUUGACUCCUGACCAUAAGGAUAAUUGUAUUGAAACUUCCAAGGAACGAGGUUGCAUCUUGAGUAAGAAUUGAAUACAGUUUUUUUUUAUGGAA
Molecule: messenger RNA, 2426 nt
Organism: Panicum hallii
Lineage: Eukaryota; Viridiplantae; Streptophyta; Magnoliopsida; Poales; Poaceae
Product: glutathione synthetase, chloroplastic-like
Exons: 13
Coding region: 285-1994 (569 amino acids)
Biological process (GO): glutathione biosynthetic process
Cellular component (GO): cytosol
Molecular function (GO): glutathione binding; glutathione synthase activity; ATP binding
Source: RefSeq, a predicted model, not a curated record